Molecule: messenger RNA, 339 nt
Organism: Meloidogyne enterolobii
Lineage: Eukaryota; Metazoa; Nematoda; Chromadorea; Rhabditida; Meloidogynidae
Source: the annotation of a GenBank genome assembly
AUGUUUGUUUUAUUGAAAAAUUUCAUUAAAAAUGUAAUUUUUAGGUUCGCCUUCACCUACAGUAUAACAAAUGAGGAAUUCUAUAGAGUCAAAGGAGGAUAUGCGGAGAGGCACAAUAUUUUUUGUGUUGAUGCGUCGGAAUGCAAUGAUAUCGGAGGCAAAUGCUUGGAUGUUGCUGAUUAUUCUAUUGGAUGGGCUCGAAGAGGAGAUUUUGUUAGAAGUGCAGUUCAGCAAAGUUAGGAAUUUUUAUUUUCUAGGAAGGCUGAUUACGGUCUUAAUUCACUUUAAAACAUCCUGCUUCCAUGUAGCCUCAAAUAGAGGGGCAUUCCCAAGUUCCCC